GCCCUCAGACGCGUGUUUAUUUUUUGAUGACUUCUGAGCAUAUUCUGUACAAGUUCUCGAGCAUAAAAUGAUAACAAGGAGCUUAAUAAUAAGUUUAUUACCGAAGGCUGAGUGAAAAGGAUAAGCUACAAGAUCGGUGAUUCUGCGUCGAUUCCAUUCAAGACACAAGGCUAGCUUGUUUGAGUGCCGUUGAAGAUACUGCAGAACUAACGUUAGCUUUGAUCUGUUCAUAUUCACGUAUUUGUUGCUGAUUAGCUAGUGGUUAACCUAUAAAAUCAAACAAAUUACAUUUCGGAAGUUUUACCUCGUUUGCCUAUCUACGGUAACCAGUUGAUAAGAUAGCUACCUGCGUUAGCUAGUUUAUGCAGGAGCAAUGUCAACGGUUCACUCACAGGAUUCCGUGUCCGCUUUUCAGAGCCAACUUGCCUCGAUCAUGGAAAUUUUGGUGAGAAAUGCAGUCUGUGAAAUAACAAAACUGUUCGAAAUCAGAUUAGCCGAAUUUCAGUCUAUGCACCUUGAGAAAGAAAACGCACUGCAAGUCAAAAUGCAGGAAAGUACAGUAUCAGAAGAAGCGGAUGAGGAGUUCCGAGUCACCGGUGGGAGUAAGAAGAGAGAUCCUGAGACCUGGGAUGAGCACCUUUGCAUCGGCACCAUUGAUGUGUUUGGGCAGUUUGUUUCCGACAGUAAUGAAAACGAAACGAAAACUGUGACAGGAGUAACGUUACCAGAAAAGCAGGACGAUGACAGUGCCACGAUGGAGCACGAGUUGGACCAGCGUUGGAACAGUGAUGUGUGGCGAGAUAGAGAGGGAACGGAGGAUCCGGCCGUCCAGGUGAAACAGGAGAUGGCUGAUGUGGAGACAUAUGUGUACUGCUCUGCAUGUGGAAAGACACCUGUGUCGUCGGGGGCGCUGUGUACCGCAUGUACAGACUUCAGCCACCAGAGGGCGCAGAUAGACUCCCAGCCUUCAUCACUUUUGCAGCCAGAAUCCCUUGAGCUCAGGAAGCGUAAGGGAAAGUGCCACUAUAGCCCGGUGGAGGAGAGCAGAAUUUUGAGCACCCAUCCACUGUCAUCCAGACUUAUUGAGAGACACAUCACCAUAGUGAGGAAGGGAGUCAUUCCUACCCUUCAGCAGUGCAGGAGCUGCUGCAGGCUGGUCCACUGCCCCUUCUGCAAAGACUAUGUGUAUAAACCCAAGACCAUGUACCAUGUGAGGCGACACAUAGAGACCCACUUGAAGUCUGGAGUGCACCAUGGAGAUUACAUCAUCUGCCGCUGCAAUCUGGAGUGCCGCAGAGGGGCCCACUUCCACUGCCUCUGGUGCUCGAAGACAUUGUUACGCAGAGUUGACUUCCUGAACCACCUCAUCGUCUGUCAGAAGAAGAGCUCCCUGUUCACCCAGCUCCUGCACCAAGACAGCCCACUCCCUGCCACAAGCUCAUACGAGCUACCAUCGCUGCCUGCAAUGGGUGGAGUCUGACCGUGCACUCUUAUGAAAGGAGACGCAU
Megalops cyprinoides (Indo-Pacific tarpon) is the source of this 1508-nucleotide messenger RNA. RefSeq lists its product as uncharacterized. The record is from RefSeq and is a predicted model, not a curated record. The transcript is spliced from 6 exons. Lineage: Eukaryota; Metazoa; Chordata; Actinopteri; Elopiformes; Megalopidae. Bases 374 to 1480 code for a protein of 368 amino acids.